AUGUCAUCGGCGCAGAAGCUGCUCCGGCGCGCCCAAUUCAUCCCACUCCUCAUCGCGGGUUUGUAUGGCAUCGUACUGCUCCUCGCCACAGUCCCCUGGGUCCAACGCGAGCUUACUUACCUCCACUGGAUCCGCUUUCCGUUCUUUCCCAAAUACGACACCCCACACGCAUACGGCCUUGCUCCAUUUAAGACGCGCAACUUGGUCAUUCCCACGCCUGACGGCGAGAAGCUGGGCGCGUGGCAUGUGCUGCCCAACUCGUAUUACAUGAAGCAGGCUCCGUUUCCACCUCAAUCGGACCUCACCGCCGCGGACUUUGACAAGGCCUUGGGCGCCCGUCCCACAGUCAUCUACUUCCACGGCAAUGCCGCAACGCGCGCCUCACCCCACCGCGUGCGCACGUACGCUGCCCUCUCGAGUGUUCUCGACCUCAACGUCGUCGCGGUCGACUACCGCGGCUUUGCGGACUCGACCGGCGAGCCUUCGGAGGAAGGUCUCAAGGUCGACGCGCGGGCUGUAUACGACUGGGUCGCAGAGCGCGUCAAGGCUGCCGGAAAGAACGCUCCUCAGAGGCAGAUAAUUGUUAUGGGACACAGCCUUGGAACUGGCGUCGCGUCUGCGCUCACUGGCCUGCUCGCUGAUGACGGAAUCGUGCCAAAGGCCCUUGUCCUCAUCACACCGUUUUCUUCGAUACCUGACCUUCUUUCAUCUCUCUACCUCUUUGGAGUGGUCCCUCUCCUCUCGCCCCUUGCAUACUUUCCGCGUAUCCAGAACUUCUUCAAGUCACUCAUUAGUGUCCGCUUCGACUCGGUUGAAGCGCUUAGCCGUACCGUCGCUCCCACCCUCCUUGUCCACACAAAGGCCGACAAGGUCGUCCCGCACUCGCACUCUGAGGCGCUGUUCCAGUCGCUCCUCGCCCCCAACGGGACCGAGUAUGCCAUCCCCAAGCCCUUUGUACUCGAUUACGCCGGCUGGGGCACGCUGCACAUUUCGAACCCUCAACGGCGCCAGGUUAUCUGGUGGGAGGGCGAGUUCGGCGGGCACGACGAGGUCGGCUGGGCUGAGGGCACCUUGGACCUCAUCGCCGACAUAGCCAAGCUCAACAUGCCCUCUGAUGGGGCCUCUUAUAUCUCCCUGUAG
Molecule: messenger RNA, 1140 nt
Organism: Cutaneotrichosporon cavernicola
Lineage: Eukaryota; Fungi; Basidiomycota; Tremellomycetes; Trichosporonales; Trichosporonaceae
Exons: 10
Coding region: 1-1140 (379 amino acids)
Biological process (GO): monoacylglycerol catabolic process; phosphatidylserine catabolic process
Cellular component (GO): endoplasmic reticulum membrane
Molecular function (GO): phosphatidylcholine lysophospholipase A1 activity; monoacylglycerol lipase activity
Source: RefSeq, a predicted model, not a curated record